Candida tropicalis MYA-3404 is the source of this 486-nucleotide messenger RNA. RefSeq lists its product as uncharacterized. The transcript has a single exon. Gene Ontology annotation, cellular component: endoplasmic reticulum. Bases 1 to 486 code for a protein of 161 amino acids. NCBI's taxonomy places the organism in Eukaryota, Fungi, Ascomycota, Pichiomycetes, Serinales, Debaryomycetaceae. The record is from RefSeq and is a predicted model, not a curated record.
AUGAAUCCAUUAAUAGAAAAGUCAUUAUUUUGGUAUUAUUUAAUUCAUAUUCCAAUCACUAUAUUCAUUGAUUCUUCAUGUAUAAUUCCUCAACAAUAUCAAUUGGCAAUCACUUCCAAAAUAGUCGAUUUCCAUGUAUCCACAAAUCAUGACAUAUUAUUGUCAUCCCCACAAACUUGGUUUAAAAUAUUUGUAACUUUUGAAGUGGUUUUCCAAUUACCUUUGUUUUUCUAUUUCUUAUACAAAUAUUUAUCUAAUCGUUUAGAUUUGAGUUAUUAUUUAUGGAGUAUUAUCUACGGGUUCAAUGCUGGUUUCACUACUUUUGUAUGUUUGAUUUGGUUAAUUUUAGAGUACAAGACAUAUGAUUUACUGAUUGGUCAAGUCACAAACUUGUGUGCAAUCUAUUCUCCAUAUGUGAUUAUUCCUUUGAUUAUCAUAAUCAAUUCCUUUAAAAACAUCAGAUCUUUAAAAUUGAAGACUGAUUAA